Messenger RNA from Zalophus californianus (California sea lion), 3753 nucleotides. RefSeq names its product acyl-CoA-binding domain-containing protein 5-like. The record is from RefSeq and is a predicted model, not a curated record. The coding region runs from base 142 to 1746 and encodes 534 amino acids. Gene Ontology annotation, cellular component: peroxisome. Gene Ontology annotation, molecular function: fatty-acyl-CoA binding. The transcript is spliced from 14 exons. NCBI's taxonomy places the organism in Eukaryota, Metazoa, Chordata, Mammalia, Carnivora, Otariidae. Gene Ontology annotation, biological process: autophagy of peroxisome; fatty acid metabolic process.
GGGGCGGGGCUGUGGGGAGGGCACCGACUGACCGACGGACCCCGCCGGGAUGGGGAGUGUGGCUGCUCCGCCAGGGUCCUGCGGGUGGGAGAGACGCUCCGCGACCACGGGUGUCCGGAGCCCCUCCGUGUUGUGCUAGAGAUGCUCUUCCUCUCGUUUCAUGCAGGCUCCUGGGAAAGCUGGUGCUGCUGCUGCCUGAUUCCAGCCGACAGACCUUGGGCCCGGGAGUGGGGCCGGCGCUGGCGGCUGGAGAUGGCCGACCCGAGAUCCGUGCACGAAACCAGGUUUGAGGCGGCGGUGAAGGUGAUCCAGAGUUUGCCGAAGAAUGGUUCUUUUCAGCCAACAAAUGAAAUGAUGCUCAAAUUCUAUAGCUUCUAUAAGCAGGCAACUGAAGGACCCUGUAAAGUUUCAAGGCCUGGAUUCUGGGAUCCUAUUGGAAGAUACAAAUGGGAUGCUUGGAGUUCAUUGGGUGAUAUGACCAAAGAGGAAGCCAUGAUUGCAUAUGUUGAAGAAAUGAAAAAGAUUCUUGAAACUAUGCCUGUGACUGAGAAAGUUGAAGAGUUGCUACAUGUCAUAGGUCCAUUUUACGAAAUUGUAGAAGACAAAAAGAGUGGCAGAACUUCUGAUUUAACCUCAGUCCGACUGGAGGAAACCUCUAAAUACUUAGAAGAUCUUGGUAAUUUUCUAACUUCUGCUCCAAAUGCCAAAACUGUUAAUGGUAAAGCUGAAAGCAGUGAUAGUGGAGCUGAGUCUGAGGAAGAAGACGCCCAAGAAGAAGUUAAAGGAGCAGAACAAAGUGAUAAUGAUAAGAAAAUGAUGAAGAAAUCUGCAGACCAUAAGAAUUUGGAAAUCAUUGUUACUAAUGGCUGUGAUAAAGACAACUCUGCUCGGGAUACACAGAAUGACUUUCAUGCCGGUUCUUCCUUGAAUGGCAGAAGUGCUGAAGAAAUAAAGGCUGUAGAUGAAAACUUGGAGCAAACUGGAAAAGAUGCUGUGUGCAUUCAUCAAGAUAUAAAUGAUGAUCAUUUUGAAGAUGUUUCAGGAAUUCAUCAUUUGACAAGUGAUUCAGACAGUGAAAUUUACUGUGAUUCCAUGGAGCAACUUGGACAAGAAGAGUCUUUAGACAGCUUUACAUCAAACAACGGACCAUUUCGAUAUUACCUGGAUGGUGAUCCCAAUCAGCCCUUGGAAAAUUCUGCUUUUCCUGAAGAAGGAUCUCCUGGAAAUGGCAACAUUGGGGAACUGCAGGUGGUAGCCGUUGAAGGAAAAGGUGAAGUAAAGCAUGGAGGAGAAGAUGGCCGGAGUAACAGCGGAGCACCACACCGUGAGAGACAGGGUGGAGAAAAUGGGGACUGCCCUAACGUCAGAAGAGGGAGAGGGCAUAGACUGCCACACAUGAGCGAAGGACCCAAGGGUCGGCAAGUAGGAAGCGGAGGUGAUGGGGAACGCUGGGGCUCCGACAGAGGGUCAAGAGGCAGCCUCAAUGAACAGAUUGCUCUCGUCCUCCUGCGCCUGCAGGAGGACAUGCAGAACAUCCUUCAGAGACUUCAUAAACUGGAAACACUAACGGCUUCGCAGGCAAAAUCGUCCACAUUACAAACCAGUAAUCAGCCUCCGUCACAGAGACCAUCUUGGUGGCCCUUCGAGAUGUCUCCUGGUGCAUUAAUUUUUGCUAUCAUAUGGCCUUUUAUUGCCCAGUGGUUGGUGCAUUUAUAUUAUCAGAGAAGGAGAAGAAAACUGAACUGAAGAAAAUGAUAUUUUCCCCAAGAAGACUACUGGGCCUGAAUGACCUCAGAAUGAAAUGGAACUUCCGUGGAACUCACAAGAAAUCUUAGUUUGUGAUGAUUACACUUCUUUUUGUCGUCAGUAGUUUGGUUUGUGUACAUAUAUACAUAUAUAGAUAUUUUGCACUACACAAAUGAUAACAUUUUAAGGACUAAUAUUGCUGAUACUUGAAUCAUUAAUCUCACCUAGGCUAUAAGUAGCAUACAUAGAUUUGCCCUACCCUUGAACUUGAAAGACAUUAAAUUAUUAAUUAUUGUUUGGUAACAUGUUUACCUGAUUAUCUCCCAUAGAGAACUAUAAGCUGCUUUUCCAAGGUAUAGUUGUGAUAAUGAGAUGAGAUUUGUAACUGGAUAUUUUUAAUUUUCUAAAUCAACUAUGAGAAAGAAUGCAAACCAGGAGUGAAUUUCAAAUGAGAUUAAAUCAACUUUCUGUCUUAGUCACUGAAUUGCCAUGCCAAGGACUAGAAAACUGCUGGAGAAUCUUCUCCACAUCCACUCCGUGGGCUGCCCCGAAUCCCUCCUGGGCAUUCACAGUGCUGACUUUAGUGUUUAGGCGCCCUUAUUACAAAGUAGAGCCGUACAUCCGAGGCGUACUUUUUCCAAACGAACGCAGACUAGACAUAACCUGCUGACAGGAAUGAUGAAGAAUCGGCUGCAAGUAGGCCUGGAAGUACACUCUGAGCCUGUAGCUCAUUGGUAAGAUUUUCUCCAGCCGUAUACAUUUAUUCCUUUGUAAUCGCUUUUCUGUAACUGAGGAUAUCUUGUUUCUGCUUCAUAGGGUGCUUUGAAAUAUAAAAUGAAAACUUAUUUAUACUGUUUUUACAAAGGUCAAAAAGGAAACACAUGGAAAUCACUUUUCUGCAACUGGUAAACUACGCAGACUGGACUCCUAACCUCUUAGUGCCUCCGUUUUUCUCUCAUUCAAAGGCAUAUAAUUCAGUUACUUGCUUCAUUUUUUUCCCUAAAUAACUAGAGAUCCGUUUUUCCUUCGGGGUAUAAUAUUUGAGAUAUACCUAUUUCACAGGGGGUAAUGGAAGGAUUCGCAAGCUAGCAGGCCAUGUGCUUCCAUAUGAGUAAGGCACACCCAACUAACAUAAACUUAAAUGUCCCCCGUUUAGACUAAAAAGAAGACUGUAAUUUAGAACCUUGAAGGCUUUGUUUGGAAUUAUUCUUCCUGUAUACCUUCCAAAACUCCACUUAUUUAGAUGUACCUUGUACUGUAAAGAUUUCUCUCAUUCAAAGGCAUUAGUAGCAAAUAAUUUUUAAGCAUUCUUGGUAUGUAUGAUGUUGGGUUAAGCAUCAUGUGUUCAGAGUGUUUUCAGUAAGAAAGUAAUCCAUCCCUAGGAUAGAGGGUGGUUCUUUGUUUGCUUGAAGAAAAAAGUAUAAGAACAUAAUUUGCUUUCCCCAGACUCUUUUUUCCUUUUUUUCAUGUAAUUUGGUGUUUUUUAUUUUUUAAUCACAUCUUGACUAAAAUGUGUCUAUCUAAAGGGAUUACUAAUAUUUGCUUUUUAAAAACUGUUCUCUAGUCAUUUGGGGAAAAAAAUGAAGCAAGUAACUGAAUUGUAUGUAAAAAUAACAUUUAAACCUGUGGAUCAGGGAUUAUUUUCAAAAAUUAGAUAUCAAUUUGGUAUCAGAAAAUGGUGGCUUUUCUCUUUAGUAAAUCAGUUAACUAAAUGCCAAUUAAGAAUAGAAGCAGAGGUGAUUCAUUACAGGCACUGGGAGGUGACUGACUCCUAGGGAUAACCAUUUGUAUCCUAUUCCAAAGUCUUAUUUUAUAGUUUGAAAAGCACUUUGCACACAGUUCUUGUAUAUACAAGUAAGGAUGUAAUUAUGGGAUAUAGUGUGACUGCUUUGUUUAAUAAGAGCCUCGUUUAAAAUUUUAAAUUGACAGCUGGUAUUUUUUUAAUGAUCUACUUCUUUUCUGUUUCUUUAUUGUAAAACUACGUUAAAAAUAAAAGGUUAAUGAGAA